AUGACUUCGACACGGAGGCCAGGCGUGUCCUUCUUCCCUCGCGCCGACGCCGCUGUCCUGUCCUCUCAACAUGAAUCGCUUCCAGCACGGGAACAGACCGUGGGGCCCAUCUACGACCCUCGUAACUUCGACAAGCCCCUCGAGCCGUGGCCCUUCGCCUCCGGAGAGACUCUCUAUCCUCCCAAAUCGGACCAGUUUGCGCCCUCGUCUAUUCCGGAGAAACCCCCAUACCUGACGGACCCCUACCUGCGGGCUUUCCUCGCCCGGAAUGAGAGACUCAGGCUGUCGAUGCUCUGGUACUACACCCGGGGCAUCCUCGACGAGCCUGAAUUCCGCGCUGGCCUGCAGGAGAAGGUUCAGCUUGCCCAAGAGUCGACGGGUUGGGAGUUCGCCAUCGUUGGUAUCCUCGAUAUUAACUUCUACAUCCGCAUCGCAACCGUGGGCGUCCCCGUCUCCAUCCUUCCUCGCGGUGAAACCCUUUGCGCGCACACCGUGACGCAACCACCCGGCAGCAUUUUCCUAUUGCCGAACAUGCUAGAGGAUUGGAGGUAUCAAAAAUCGCCAUAUGCAGAAUCUGGCGGGCUUCAGGCGUAUGCGGGUGCUCCCUUGCGUUUGCAAAGUAGCGACGGCGACUGUGUCGGACUUGGAUCCCUUUGCGUUGCGUCAGGGACUAGCCAAGAACCUCUAACAAAGAUACAGCAACAAACUCUCGCCCGACUUGCUGACUGGGUGUCGGCCGAUAUCGUGCAGUUUCUCAAGAGCCCGUUUUCAAAAUACUUGAGACUAUCUACCCCGAGGCUACCCAUUACCCUCCAGCCUUCCCGCGAUGCCCAGAUCGACAUCGAAGGACAAGGGUCUGUCCCAUUGUCUGACUUUGAGAACGGCCUGUGGGAGGAUAUCGACUAUAUCGACGACUUCAUCGCCAAAUCGAACCAACGUGAACCCCCGUCGACGAAGGUGGUGCGCAUCCUCACUUCGCCAUGCGAGAGUAUAUCUGGGCCUUCCUUUUUGGUCAUCUCAUCCCGCGAUUUCCGACUCAUCUUUGACGACAUUGACUUGUGGUUCGUUCAGCUCUGCGCCGCCAUGAUCUCACAACUCUGGCACAAAUUGCUAUUGGAAGAGGCUUUGGUUGCCAAGGAGAAGUUUCUUCGCGGGUUUUCGCAUCAGCUCCGAACACCCAUCCACGGGAUCCUCGGAUCCGUCGAAUUAUUGGCUGAGGUAUUAAAGCCCAAACUUCCCAGUGGAACCACGCCUCCACCGUCCGACGCUGAAGAAAACAUUCGGGCUGCUGAGCCCUCCUUGUACCUGGACACCAUCAAAAUCGCCGGAAGAGAUCUCAUAUCGAUAGUGAAUAGCAUGAUUACUUUGAAUCGAUGGGCCGACAUUGCCAUGGCUGAUCGUUGCUAUUCCAUGCAUACCGUCCAUGACCUUGAGACGGAGCUGGGAGAUGAGAUCCACAAGAUGCUGGUUGAGGAUCCGCGCUACAGAUCGUCGAUUUUUUUCGAAUCGACCAAUGAUGUUCCUUUCAAGAUCGACAUCGGCCUUCUCCGAGAUUGUCUACUGCCGCUAGUCAUCAACGCCAUCCAGAACACGCAGGAUGGGAUGAUCAAGGUAAAGAUUACGGCGCACACUGAUGCGAAGGAACUCGUUGUCGACAUAGAAGAUAAUGGUAGAGGGAUCAGUCCCGAUGACUACCAACGGAUAUUUGAGCCUUACGAAAAGGUUGACACGCACUCUGGCGGUGCAGGUUUAGGAUUGACACUGGCUUCCAAGUUCGCGACGCUUCUUCAUGGCUCCAUCACUUUAGAAUCAUCUAGCAUUGGCCGUGGCUCACUUUUUCGCGCCACAUUUCGCAAAGUCGAGUUUUCGCAACCAGAAAUAGUAUCCCCACCACUCAAGCUGCAGAGCUUUCCUUUGCAAGUUUAUGUUAAGGAACCAUCCUCCGAGGACCUUUCACUGCACAACUGUUUCUCCGACUUUCUCGCUCGGAACGGAUUUACGCGGUCAAACCAGAAAGAAGAUUGCUAUGUGAUUCUCCUUGAUUAUUUCGCCGACGUGAAACACGGCGACAAAUCCCAGAUUCCGCCUGGUAAGGCUGGGGUUUGUUUAAUUCCAACCACAGAGAAGGAAUCCUACUUUGAGCAAGCUUCCAACGACAUACUAUUCUUCACAGGUCCAUUUUCAACGUCAAAGUUGCGUUCAGCAAUCGAAGAAAUCAACAGAAGAUUGGAAAAUCUCGGAACUUUGCCAGAGGAUCAGCCUCUGACCAGUGCUCCGCCAUCCAACCAGCCACAGUCGGAGGAAGGACUCGUCGAAAAAGAACUCCCUGCACACACGAAGCCCUCAGAAAUCCCGAUUCCGGAAUCAGCUGAACCAGCAGCACCCGAACCGGAACCAGCACCCGUAGCACCAGAGGUCCUGCCGAGCCCGAUUCCCAUCGCAGAAACAAGGGAGGCCGAUCUGGGAAGCAUACUGAUCCCGACGAGAGCCCCCAAACCCACGACGCUGCUGGUGGACGACAACGCCAUCAACCUGCGCAUCAUGCAGAUGUACUGCACCAAAAGAGGUCUCCCCUACCUCUGCGCCAAAGACGGAAGAGAAGCGGUCGAGGCCUACUCCAAACACCAGGUCGACGCUGCCGAGGGCAAGGUUAGCCCAAUCGAACUCAUCUUCAUGGACCUCCAAAUGCCAGUCUGCGAUGGCAUCGAGGCGACCCAGACGAUCCGCCAGCUGGAGAAGGAGAAGCAGUGGGCUGAGUCGACCGUGUUUAUCGUCACGGGCCAGGACAGCCCGGCUGAUCGAGCUGCCGCGGACGGCGCUGGGGCCCAUGAGUACUAUGUAAAACCUGUGAGCGUUGCAACACUUGAUUUAGGCGUGGUUCGGUAUUUUCCUGCAUUCAAAGCAAAGUGA
Molecule: messenger RNA, 2910 nt
Organism: Clonostachys rhizophaga
Lineage: Eukaryota; Fungi; Ascomycota; Sordariomycetes; Hypocreales; Bionectriaceae
Source: the annotation of a GenBank genome assembly